CGCGUCGCAGACGGAGGGGGAGGGGCGGGCAGGACAUGGAGGGCGAGCGCAGCUUCUCGGAUGUAUGCGGCGGCCGCCUGGUCCUGCAGUGCCGCUACUACUCCCCGUCUUGCCGGGAGUUCUGCGUCAGUUGCCCUCGGCUGUCGCUGCGCUCGGUCACCGCUGUCACCUGCAGCGUGUGGCUCGCGGCCUACGGGCUCUUCAUCCUUUGCGAGAACAGCAUGAUCCUCUCUGCUGCCAUCUUCAUCACCCUCUUAGGCCUGCUUGGGUAUCUCCAUUUUGUGAAGAUUGACCAGGAGACUCUGUUAAUCAUUGAUUCUGUUGGCAUCCAGAUGACUUCAUCCUAUGCUUCAGGCAAAGAAAGCACUAACUUCAUAGAGAUGAGCAAGGUCAAGGAUGUUGUCAUCAAUGAGGCUAUUUACAUGCAGAAGGUGAUUUACUACCUCUGCAUCUUACUGAAGGAUCCAGUGGAACCACAUGGCAUAUCCCAAGUAGUACCUGUCUUCCAGAGUGCCAAGCCCCGGCUGGACUGCCUGAUCGAAGUGUACCGGAGUUGCCAGGAGAUCCUGGCACAUCAGCAGGCCGCGUCAGCAAGCCCAUGAGCCCCAGCUGCAGAAGGCUGGCACCGUCUCCAUGGGAGGUGACUCUGCAGCCACAGUGGCUGGUUUAUUUUCUGUCCUCUAAGCUGUCAGGUGGAUACAUUCCUAGGAACCAGUAUGGAUGUGGUGGAUCUCAGAGCCAUGAAGCAGGUGACUGGAACUCUAACUCAGUGUAUUUCUGUGUAUUAGAGUGCUCCUCUUAUAAGGUUCUGCCUACUUUACCAGCCAAGGGGAGACCUGGAGAAUUUCAACACUGUAUGUCAAAAGUAAUGUCAGCAGAGAGCACUUGGUGAAAUUCCUAAGCACACUCAGGCUUACUGUGUGUUGAUGUUUGUGGAGUAUGACUGUGAGAAACUGAUAUCAGAUAUCUUGAGAAGGGUGUGGUUUCUUAUUGCAUCGUACCCCUGUAUAAAAUUAAGAAAAGUCAAGCCCUUCAGGUACUGGUUAGCAAGAAGUAUCCUACAAAAGACUAAUUUCUAUUCCUGUGUUCUGUACAGGAUUGACUUGACUUUCUUAAUAAACAGAUCUUCCAAAACACACAGUAA
Messenger RNA from Carlito syrichta (Philippine tarsier), 1144 nucleotides. It is a transcript of the gene PIGH, whose product is annotated as phosphatidylinositol glycan anchor biosynthesis class H. The transcript has 4 exons. The record is from RefSeq and is a predicted model, not a curated record. Gene Ontology annotation, biological process: GPI anchor biosynthetic process. NCBI's taxonomy places the organism in Eukaryota, Metazoa, Chordata, Mammalia, Primates, Tarsiidae. Bases 36 to 602 code for a protein of 188 amino acids. Gene Ontology annotation, cellular component: glycosylphosphatidylinositol-N-acetylglucosaminyltransferase (GPI-GnT) complex.